Toxorhynchites rutilus septentrionalis is the source of this 980-nucleotide messenger RNA. RefSeq lists its product as uncharacterized. The transcript has a single exon. Gene Ontology annotation, biological process: double-strand break repair via homologous recombination; DNA strand invasion. Gene Ontology annotation, molecular function: four-way junction DNA binding. The record is from RefSeq and is a predicted model, not a curated record. Gene Ontology annotation, cellular component: Rad51B-Rad51C-Rad51D-XRCC2 complex; centrosome; replication fork. The coding region runs from base 87 to 974 and encodes 295 amino acids. NCBI's taxonomy places the organism in Eukaryota, Metazoa, Arthropoda, Insecta, Diptera, Culicidae.
UGCAGCUCUACUUGCAUACAUUUAGGCAAAUUGAAUCAUUUUUUGGACGUUUGCAAAAUCCAGCAUCACGAUCAUAAAUAAUAACAAUGUGCGAAAUAGAAACCGGUGUUCAGGUUCUUCAACGAAUUUCUUCUGGAUUAUCCCCUUUUGUGGGUUGUUUAGAACCGGUUCUCUUUCCUGAUGGUGGACCAUCCAAAGGCGAACUUGUGGAGAUCACGGGUGAGACGAAUUCCGGUAAAUCAUGUCUAAUUUUGGAGCUCAUUGCCAAAAUAAUUCUGCCGAAGAAUUGUGGCGGCCAAGCAGUAGGGGCAGUAUUCAUCAACUGCGAUAACAACAUCAAUAUGGCACGAUUACUAAACAUAAUGGAGAAACACAUCGUUAACUGUUCCACACCGGCAAAUCAGAACACCGACAGACGAGAGAUUCAACGAAUAAGGGAGGAAUCUUUCAGCCGGCUCACGAUUAUCACCUGCUACACACUUGAUGAGUUUGAGUUGUCUAUGCUAACGCUGAGCGAUUUAUUCGUCAAGAAUCCCCACAAUGUGUUCCUGUUGAUAGAUUCGAUUGUGGCCUUCUAUUGGAGCAGAUGCACCGAGAAGAAUCUCAUUCGGAUGGAUACGUAUCUAAAACUGUUGCACAAUAAAUUGAAAAAGAUGUGCCGAGAGAACAAAGUGGUAAUAAUUUAUACCAAACCGUCAUACUUUGGCGCAGGACGAAAACAGAAAGCUGGAGAAUCGGAUGCUGCUGAACAGUCAAGCCUGGGAGGAUUGUACCCCUCUAGCUCCGGAUGCGGUUCCGGGAGCGGUGGUAUCAAUUUACCAGUCGAACAUCGACUGGAACUGACGGAAGCAGUUGGUCAAACGCCGAGUAAUGACACGAAAUUCACCGCUCUCGUUAACUCGAAGAACAAACAAUUCACAAGAUACUUUCUUAUUGAUAGAUAUGGAAUAAAUUGGUUGAAUGAACGCGUUUGAUUGAAA